CUCAUCCGGGUCUCUGUGGUUCCUGUUUGGCGACCUGUCGCCAUUAGUUUUAGCUCGUCCGUACGAUCAUAUAUUUUGGGGGGGAUAACUGCACAUUUGUCCGUUUUCCAUUCUUUGGAGAACGGUCAGCGCCUUUUUGGGGCCAAGUGUUUCCCAGAACGCGAAAACGCUCAACUUUCCUGGGUCUUGGCCCCGGUGUGAGCCUUCGCUUCGUUCUCAAUUUCUACACCGCCUCCAUUACUGAGACGCCUAAAUUGUGUCUCUAUUUUUCUUGGUUUGUUUUGUUGUCAAGAUGUCGCCGUAAUGGAGUCUCCCAUUUUGACCGAAAUUAAACAGGGCCUUCGCUGCCUGACCCGCACUCGCUACAAUCUGCUCUCCUCUCCCUUUGUCCCAUUUAAUGCUAGGGAGCUCGGACGCUCUCUGCCCGGAACUCGGCCUAAAUACCUCUCGCAGAAAGGACACAACCAUGGAGAAGAAUCCAAACAGCAAUGCCAACAGCAACAAGGUUCCGCCCCGUUCGAGUUCUACAGGCCCAACACCGGGAGAAUCUAAACCGAAAACAGAUGGUAAGAAUAAUGGAGGUUCUAAGCGCUACAGCCGCAAGCGAGAGCCCUCCGUUCCCAAGAGUGACAGUUUCCCUGGCCCUCGUCGCACCAAUUCACAGAAAAGCAAGAAUUUUGACAAGAGACCUCCCCAGAGAGGUGGAUCCCGGCAGUAUUGCGUUACAGGUGAAGGAAGAUGUGACGAGGUAGCAGAGUGCCGCCAGGCUGAGUUCAACCCGGCUCAGUUUGCUGGACCUAAAAAGAUCAGUCUAAACCACUUGCUCAACUUCACCUUUGAGCCUCGUGUGGGCCAUGGUGGUCUAGGAGGAGAAGGACACUCCUGCUGGGGCCGCCGCAACAAGUGGGGCCACAAGCACAAGCCCUUCAACAAGGAGCUUUUCCUGCAGGCCAACUGCCAGUUUGUGGUGACCGAUGACCAGGACUACAAGGCUCACUUCACUGACCCAGACACUCUGGUGAACUGGGACUGUGUGCAGCAAGUGCGCAUCUACAGUCAUGAGGUGCCCUCCUGCCCCAUCUGCCUCUACCCCCCGGUAGCAGCCCAUAUCACCCGCUGUGGCCAUAUCUUCUGCUGGCCAUGCAUGUUGCACUACCUGUCUCUCAGUGACAAGAGCUGGUCCAAGUGCCCCAUCUGUUAUGAGUCUGUGCACUCUGAUGACCUCAAAAGUGUGGUUGCGAUGGAAACCAGGCAGUAUGCAGUCGGUGACCUCAUCACCAUGUGCUUAAUGCGGAGGGAGAAGGGGGCUCUGGUGGCCAUGCCCAGCUCUCAGUGGGUGAAAGUGGAGGAGCCUAUACUCUUCGGAGAUGUGCAUCUGAGCCCGUACUCCAAACUGCUGCUGGCCUCUCGGGAGCAGGUGCUGGGCCUAGUGGCCGAGGAGAAGGCCGCUCUGCAGGGUCAGCUCACCCAGGGAGAGGAUGCCACAGCCUGUUUCAUCCAGAGUGCCCUGUGCAAUCUGCAGGAGCGAGUGGAAGCUCUGCUGAAGCACCAGAAGGCAUGUGCUGAGGACAACCUGGAACUGUCAAAUCUCACCCUGGCAGAUCCCACCUCCCCUGAGGAGGAAGUGGUGACCACCUUUAGCAGUACCAAGCCAGUUCUGCAGUAUUCCUCUGCAUUUGAUGAUGAGGUGGCAGAGGUUCCAGAGGAGGACCCUGAGGAGGCCACCGGUGAGGAACCACAGCUCCCUGAAGGGCUCCUGGAGAGAGUGCUGGAGGAGUCCCCUGAGGAUGCAGCGCCCCAGCCUGCUGAGGAAACGGCGCGCACCCAAACCUCAGAGCACGGCCCCUCCUACUACUUCUACCAAGCGGAGGACUGCCAGCAGAUGUUCCUGCACCCAGUGAACGUGCGCUGUCUGCAACGUGAGUACGGCAGCCUAGAGGCCAGCCCCCACACCAUCACGGCCACUGUGGUGGAGAUUGAGGGGCAAACUAUCACUGAGGAGAUUCGCCGUCGACACCGCUACCUGGCUCACCUGCCGCUCACCUGUGAGUUCAGUAUCUGUGAGCUGGCCCUGCAGCCCCCCACCCUGUCCAAAGAGACCCUGGACAGCUUUGCAGAUGAUUUGGAGAAAAGAAAGCGUCUCAGACAAAAGAAAGCAAGGGAUGAGAAGCGCAGGGAGAGGCGUAUUGAGAUGGAGGAGAACAAGAAGCAGGGGAAAUAUCCAGAGGUGCAUAUUGGGCUGGAGAAUCUUCAGCAGUUCCCGGCAUUUGGGUCACCACCUCACAACGGCAGUCCACAAGUGUAUCCUGAAUUUCUGUUGGCCCCUCCUUCAGCCCUCACCAGCAGCGCUGUCUCUGAUGGGAUGAUGUUCCCUAGUCUGACUGGAGACAGCCCUGCGCCCAGCGUGGGCUGUGUGGAGGAUGACUCUCACUGCAUGUCCUUCGCUCAGAUGCUGAGGGAUGGGAAAGCCAGGGCUGAUGCCGGGCCAUGGACCACUCCAAAGAAAGAAAUGCUUCUGGCUCCUCCAGCGGCAGACAGCGAUGGAGAGAGUGAUGUGUCUGACCGGGUCCCAGUGCCCAGUUUCCAGAACUCUUUCAGCCAGGCCUUUGAGGAGGCACUCCUGCAGCUGGACCAUGGUCCAACUGCUCCACCACGGCCAGUGGUCAUCCCUGAUGAAAAGGGGGGAAAGAAGAAGAAGAAGAAGCAGAAACAGAAGCUUCUGUUCAGCACCUCUAUGAUUCACACAAAGUAGAUGACACUGAAGUUGAAAUGUAUCCCUUCACCUGCUCAGAUUUGAGUUUGAUCCAUCUCCCAUCACUGUCAUUUUUCCAUGCAGCUCUAUUUUAGAAUGACAGACAAUGGAGAAUUUUUGUUGUUGUAUGUAGCCCAGGUAAGUAAUGCCUCCACCACAGUCCCACUCACAAUGUCUUACAUUGUGCAAUUGGUUUAUUAUGUGUUCUACAAAGAUGUGUUCCAACUUCCUGCCACAUUGAAAAUCUUCUUUAAAAAUCUGCUGUAAGGAUGGAGGGUAGAAUGAGUUACAUUUGUUAUAGAGACCAUAUUAGGAUCUACGUUGGGUUGAAUGGAAUUGUUUUGAGGGGUGCAUUUUAUUUGGGGUAGCAGUCAGCCAGCUGCAGGUACGUCACACCCUCUGAACCAUCCCAGAUUUCCAAUCCCAAGUCGCAAACACUGUCAGCACUGAAUUUGGUCUUUAAAUUUUUUUUCUGCUUAACAAAAAACUCAUCCACUGCAAGUUGUAUGUUCUGCUUGCGUUUUACUCUGAUUUGGCCUGAACAUAGCACAACCUCUAUGUAUGAGUCUGAUUCUCAUACCGGUCUGGAGGAAAUGCAAGGAAUACAGUGUAGCUAGUAUUAAAGAAAGGAUUGGAAAUCUUUUGUGUGUUGAUGGCAGACAACUCAAAUGCACUGUGGACCUUGUGUUAGAAUUAUUAGACCAUGGAUAUGCAGUUUCUUCUCUUUGAUCUAUUCAUUUUCCCCCUUCUAGCAUAGUCAUUUGUUUGUCCUUCCUAGUCUAAUUUGUAACAUUGGCACUUUACCCCCCUGGUUUCAAUUCAGUGUUGCAAAUAUGUUUUAUGUGUGAAGCUAGAGAUCUGACUUUUGAUUACUUGCUAUAUAAGGAGUGAAAAGGUGGGAUGCAAAGAUACUAUAUAGAAGUUUUGUUUGAGGGUUCCUUUUGUUCUUUUUUAAGUUUGUAGUGAACAUGAACAUUAAAUGUCAACUGGCCUGACAUUGGAAUAAAGGAUUAUGCACAAUCAAA
Molecule: messenger RNA, 3777 nt
Organism: Oncorhynchus nerka (sockeye salmon)
Lineage: Eukaryota; Metazoa; Chordata; Actinopteri; Salmoniformes; Salmonidae
Gene: rnf10
Product: ring finger protein 10
Exons: 17
Coding region: 398-2752 (784 amino acids)
Biological process (GO): positive regulation of myelination; positive regulation of transcription by RNA polymerase II
Molecular function (GO): metal ion binding; transcription cis-regulatory region binding
Source: RefSeq, a predicted model, not a curated record